AUGAGAUUUUCACAAAGACUACUUAAACACACAAUAAAGUUUGUUGGUGGACCACAUCCAAUACCAAAACCUCAUGCAGCAAAAGCACAUCCAUUAGCUCCAGAAGGUAUAGUGCCUGGUUCAGUAGGCUCAUCAUCAAGUAGCUCAACUACUCAAUCAAGAAGUUUUCACAAUAGUAAUCCGGUAGAUCCACAACAUGGAGAAUUUUUUAGUAGAAGUGAAUUACCUAAAAGAUUUCAAUAUAAACCUAUAAAGGAUUUUGAAAUUGAUAAUGUUAUAAGUGGAGGAGCUGAUAUUAUUUAUUGA
Lodderomyces pseudojiufengensis is the source of this 306-nucleotide messenger RNA. Its product is annotated as mitochondrial 37S ribosomal protein YMR31. The record is from RefSeq and is a predicted model, not a curated record. Gene Ontology annotation, biological process: 2-oxoglutarate metabolic process. Bases 1 to 306 code for a protein of 101 amino acids. The transcript has 2 exons. Lineage: Eukaryota; Fungi; Ascomycota; Pichiomycetes; Serinales; Debaryomycetaceae.